Coregonus sp. 'balchen' is the source of this 36236-nucleotide messenger RNA. The record is from the annotation of a GenBank genome assembly. Lineage: Eukaryota; Metazoa; Chordata; Actinopteri; Salmoniformes; Salmonidae.
GAGUGCCGCUGAAGUGGGAAGAAAGGGUAGAGGAGAAAGACCACUGGGAAAACGAGAGGAGAAGGAGAAAGAUGGAGCCCAUAUCUUUAGAUCAGGCUGCAACGGUGGAUGAGCUGGUGGAAGCGUGCAUCCGUGCCUUCGGUCAGUCUCUUUAUUUGCCUAUGAGCACUCAAAUAUACCUGCUACUCAAUGUCAAAAUUAGGGCUCUCCAACCCUGUUCCUGGAGAGCUACAGUCCUGUACGUUUUCGCUCCAACCCUAAUCUAGCACACCCGACUCUAAUAAUUAGUUGGUUGAUUAGUGACAUUAUAAUAAUGGCGCUGGAGAAGAAGGCUGCCGUUUUACAGCCCUCUAACCAAUUGUACUAUUAUGUGUGUUUUUCCGCGUUAUUUGUCAUUUAUUUUGUACAUGAUGUUUCUGCCAUUGUCUCUUAUAACCAAAAAGAGCUUCUGGAUAUCAGGACAGCGAUUACUCACCUCGUAUUGGACGAAGAUUUUUUCUUCAACGAGGUGGCCGCGAAGGAUAUCCUACAGACACCUGACAAGGCCCAAAUCCCUGUCAUUCGCAUGAGGAAGAGACGGAGAUAUCGUGGACGUAGGUCGGGGUGCCUUGUAAGGAUCCGACGGCGAGCGAGUAAACUGCCGCUCCCAUCAAUCCUAUUAGCCGAUCUUCAAUCAUUUGAGAAUAAAUUGGAUGACUUAAGAUUACAGUUAUCCUACCAACGGGACAUUAAAAACUGUAAUAUCUUAUGUUUCACCGAGUCGUGGCUGAACGACGACAUGGAUAACAUACAGCUAGCGGGCUAUACGCUACAUCGGCAGGAUAGAACGUCUGACUCCGGUAAGACAAGGGGUGGCGGUCUGUGUAUAUUUGUAAACAACAGCUGGUGCACAAAAUCAAAUACUAAGGAAGUCUCGAGGUUUUGCUCGCCUGAGGUAGAGUAUCUUAUGAUAAGCUGUAGACCACACUAUUUACCAAGAGAGUUUUCAUAGCUGUCUAUUUACCACCACAAACCAAUGCUGGCAUUAAGAUUGCACUGAAUGAGCUGUAUAAGGCCAUAAGUCAACAGGAAAACGCUCAUCCAGAGGGGAGCGCUCCUAGUGGCCGGGGACUUUAAUGCAGGGAAACUUAAAUCAGUUCUACCUAACUUCUACCAGCAUGUGAAAUGUGCAACCAGAGGAAAAAAAACUCUAGACCACCUUUACUCCACACACAGAGACGCAUACAAAGCUCUCCCUCGCCCUCCAUUUGGCAAAUCUGACCAUAACUCUAUCCUCCUGAUUCCUGCUUAUAAGCAAAAACUAAAGCAGGAAGCACCAGUGACUCGGUUAAUAAAAAAGUGGUCAGAUGACACAGAUGCUAAGCUACAGGACUGUUUUGCUAGCACAGACUGGAACAUGUUCCGGGAUUCUUCAGAUAGCAUUGAGGAGUACACCACAUCAGUCACUGGCUUCAUCAAUAAGUGCAUCGAUGAUGUCGUCCCCACAGUGACCGUACGUACAUACCCCAACCAGAAGCCAUGGAUUACAGGCAACAUCCGCACUGAGCUAAAGGGUAGAGCUGCCGCUUUCAAGGAGUGGGACUCUAACCCGGACGCUUAUAAGAAAUCCCGCUAUGCCCUCCGACGAACCAUCAAACAGGCAAAGAGUCAAUACAGGACUAAGAUUGAAUCGUACUACACCGGCUCUGACACUCGUCGGAUGUGGCAGGGCUUGAAAACGAUUACAGACUACAAAGGGAAGCACAGCCGCGAGCUGCCCAGUGACACAAGACUUCCAGACGAGCUAAACCACUUCUAUGCUCGCUUCGAGGCAAGCAACACUGAAACAUGCAUGAGAGCACCAGCUGUUCCGGAUGACUAUGUGAUCACGCUCUCCGUAGCCGAUGUGAGUAAGACUUUUAAGCAGGUCAACAUUCACAAGGCCGCAGUGCCAGACGGAUUACCAGGACGUGUACUCCGAGCGUGUGCUGACCAACUGGCAAGUGUCUUCACUGACAUUUUCAACAUGUCCCUGACUGAGUCUGUAAUACCAACAUGUUUCAAACAGACCACCAUAGUCUCCGUGCCCAAGGACUCUAACCUGCCUAAAUGACUACCGACCCGUAGCACUGACGUCUGUAGCCAUGAAGUGCUUUGAAAGGCUGGUCAUGGCUCACAUCAACACCAUUAUCCCAGAAACCCUAGACCCACUCCAAUUUGCAUACCACCCCAACAGAUCCACAGAUGAUGCAAUCUCUAUUGCACUCCACACUGCCCUUUCCCACCUGUACAAGAGGAACACCUACGUAAGAAUGCUAUUCAUUGACUACAGCUCAGCAUUCAACACCAUAGUGCCCUCAAAGCUCAUCACUAAGCUAAGGAUCCUGGGACUAAACACCUCCCUCUGCAACUGGAUCCUGACGGGCGGGCCGCCCGCAGGUGGUAAGGGUAGGUAACAACACAUCUGCCACACUGAUCCUCAACAUGGGGGCCCCUCAGGGGUGCGUGCUCAGUCCCCUCCUGUACUCCCUGUUCACCCAUGACUGCAUGGCCAGGCACGACUCCAACACCAUCAUUAAGUUUGCCGACGACACAACAGUGGUAGGCCUGAUCACCGACAACGAUGAGACAGCCUAUAGGGAGGAGGUCAGAGACCUGGCCAUGUGGUGCCAGGAUAACAACCUCUCCCUCAACGUGACCAAGACAAAGGAGAUGAUUGUGGACUACUGGAAAAAAAAGAGGACUGAGCACGCCCCCAUUCUCAUCGACGGGGCUGUAGUGGAACAGGUUGAGAGCUUCAAGUUCCUUGGUGUCCACAUCACCAACGAACUAUCAUGGUCCAAACACACCAAGACAGUCAUGAAGAGGGCACAACAAAGCCUAUUCCCCCUCAGGAGACGGAAAAGAUUUGGCAUGGGUCCUCAGAUCCUCAAAAAAUUCUACAGCUGCACCAUCGAGAGCAUCCUGACUGGUUGCAUCACCGCCUGGUAUGGCAACUGCUUGGCCUCCGACCGUAAGGCACUACAGAGGGUAGUGCGUACGGCCCAGUACAUCACUGGGGCCAAGCUUCCUGCAAUCCAGGACCUCUAUACCAGGUGGUGUCAGAGGAAGGCCCUCAAAAUUGUCAGACUCCAGCCACCCUAGUCAUAGACUGUUCUCUCUGCUACCGCACGGCAAGCGGUACCGGAGUGCCAAGUCUAGGUCCAAAAGACUUCUCAACAGCUUCUACCCCCAAGCCAUAAGACUCCUAAACAGCUAAUCAUGGCUACCCGGACUAUUUGCACUGCUCUUUUUUUCUCAACACUUUUUUGUUUUAUUCUACUUUUUUAUUUAAAAUAAAUGCACUGUUGGUUAAGGGCUGUAAGUAAGCAUUUCACUGUAAUGUCUGCACCUGUUGUAUUCGGCGCAUGUGGCCAAUAACAUUUGAUUUGAUAAGAUGAGUCAGAUUAGUUACAUCUGGGGUUGGUGCGAAAACCUGUAGGAGGCUAGCGCUAGCUCUCUAGCAACAGGGUUUGAUAGCCCUGGUCUAAAUAAACCUCAACUUUGUGCAAUCAGAAUAACAUUUCAUUUCUAGGAACGGAUUGCAAGGAGAAUAACAUUUCUAGGAAUAGAUACCAAUUUCCCAUGUGUCCAUGCACCACCAUACAUAGCUAAUGUUGUCAGUCUCAAAUCAAUAGUAAUUGGUUGUCUUAUUUGCAGUAACACUUCAGUCAUUUGGCUGACUGCUCUUUAGUGUAAAUGACAUACAGUGUCUGUUGUGUGAUGAGAAUGUGUCUGUCCUCUUUCAGAUGAGAAGGGCACUUUGAAGGACCCCUCCGUAGUGCGCAUGUUCCUCAUGAUGCACCCUUGGUACCUCCCCUCCACCGACAUGGCUAAGAAACUACUGCUCAAGUAUCCUUCACCAUCAGGCACCUGCUUAUGGCUUGUCAGGUCUUGUCAGCUACUGUAGGAGCAACAUAUACUCUUUAACCUUAAAAGCGCCCACACGCACUGAGUAUACCAAACAUUAGGAACAACUUCCUAAUAUUGAGUUGCACCCGCUCCAUUUGCCCUCUGAACAGCCUCAAAUCAUCGGGGCGUGGACUCUACAAGGUGUCGAAAGCGUUCCACAGGGAUGCUGGCCCAUGUUGACUCCAAUGCUUCCCACAGUUGUGUCAAGUUGGCUGGAUGUCCUUUGGGUGGUGGACCAUUCUUGAUACACACAGGAAACUGUUGAGCGUGAAAAACCCACGGCGUUGAAGUUCUUGACACAAACCGGUGCUCCUGGCACCUACUAGCAUACUCCGUUCAAAGGCACUUAAAUAUUUUGUCUUGCCCAUUCACCCUCUGAAUGGCACACAUGCACAACAAUUCAUGUCUCAAGGCUUAAAAAUCCUUCUUUAACCUGUCUCCUCCCUUUCAUCUGCGCUGAUUUUGAAGUGGAUUUAACAAGGGACAUCAAUAAGAGAUCAUAGCUUUCACUUGGAUUCACCUGGUCAGUCUGUCAGGUGUCAUUUUUGGUAAUAAUUGCAAGCAGGAACACUUUAUUUGUUAACCGUUUAUAACACAAGUAAAUGUUUUGAAUUCCCCAAAAUAAGCAUAUAUUUUAAAAUGUUCAUACACUAUAGUUAAAUUGUAUGUUUCAAAAUACACGUUUUUGUAUGUUUUUUAAAUGUUUUUUCAUCGUGGUCCUCUGUAGCUCAGCUGGUAGAGCACAGCGCUUGUAACGCCAAGGUAGUGGGUUCGAUCCCCGGGACCACCCAUACACAAAAAUGUAUGCAUGCAUGACUGUAAGUCGCUUUGGAUAAAAGCGUCUGCUAAAUGGCAUAUUAUAUUAUAUAUUAUAUAUUAUAUUAUUAUAUAUAUAUUAUAUGUCCAUAGCCACUUGUUAUGGACAUUUGUCUGUUAUUCAUUCAAGUGUUGUGAUUCUCGGAGGCUGAGAAAUUGGCAAUUGAGCUAAUCUGAGCUAAUAAAAUGGCCACCGAUAUGACCGAUUUUAUAUGCGAUAUGUGCACCGGUGCCAUCAGACUUUUGGCUCUAACUUUGGAAUGCUAUGGGCUAUCAACUCAGUUCCAAUUGCAUCUGAAAGAUGAGACUCUCAACUUGGUGUAGAGACAUUACUGGAAGCUAAAUAUGUAUUUAAAUUUUUUGUAUUUUUUUUUUAGUUAUAGUGGCUGUCACACCCCCCAAAUCUAGGGUGGCUCCAAAUCUAUUAUCUUUUCAGGGUACAUACAUCUACCUCUGUGCCAAAUUUGGUGCGUUUAUCACAAAGUUUACAAUUGAGUCCACAUUUUCAGCUUAGCUGUGUACAACUAGUAUACAAAAGAGAGAUAUAUUUUUCAUUCUUCUAUUUGCAUAGAAAUCAUGGUAAAUUGUUUUUUUGUUGUUGUCUUUAACUAGUUGCUUGACAAAGACCUGACAUUUCUGAAGGAUCUUUAUGACAUUUUUGACCCAUUGGGGUCAAAAUGGAACCCUGUUGGUACUUUUAGGGUUAAGGUGUCAGUGAAUGGAAUGGAAGGUGUAAGUUGGAUGGAAUGUUCCCAGUGGGCAAAACUGGUUGCAAUUAAGUAUGUUGUGAUGCCAAGGAUGUUUAUGAAAUUUCUUUGUAGAUGUUUUAUGUACCUUAACAGUUGAUCAGAUCACAGGAGGAGAGCUGUACUGCUGAACUCAGGACAAGAAUCUGCCACCUGGUGAAGUAAGACACAUUUGCAAUUGCUUUUGUUAUUAGCUUGGGGAUGUCUCUUUAUUGCUUUAUCCCUCACUAUGUCUCUGUUUCUCUUUUUCUCCCUCUCCCUCUCUAGGUACUGGAUUUCGGAGUUCCCGGCAGAGUUCAAUCUGAACCCAGAACUGGCAGAGCAGAUUAAAGACCUCAAGGACCUCUUGACCACCGAGGGGAACGAGCGCCAGAGUCAGCUCAUUGACAUCGACAGUGUGUAAGUGUUCCUGUUCAGUGAUUUCUACCUCCACCAGCCUCCACUGGUGUGACUGUCCCCAUUCUACACUAAAGUGUGUGUAGUCGGUGUGUCCUUGACUGCAGUGUGUAUGUAUACCCACGCUACACAGGUGUCAAGUUUAUCUGCCGUAUAAGAAAUACUCACCAGAGCUCGAACAACAAAACAGCAUUAAAAACAGCCGAAAGUUCCGAAAACCGCACAUUGUUCAGAUACUACAGUGCCUAUGGCUGUGUUUACACAGGCAGCCCAAUUCUGAUAUUUCUUUAAACAAAUGUGUCUUUUGACCAAUCAGAUCAGCUCUGAAAAGGUCUGAUGUGAAAAGAUAUAUUGUGAUUGGAUAAAAGACCAAUUAGUGGAAUAAAUAUCAGAAUUGGGCUGCCUGUGUAAACGCAGCCUUUGUGUCCACAUGCUGCCUUACAUGGCUCGUUCUUAGGCCAGAGGCUGGGACCUCGUGUGACAGAGCUCCUAAAUGACCCGUCCUAUUUCCUUUGUCUGUCUGUGGUAUCCCUAGUAUCCCUAGUAGUUUCAUAAACAUCUGCUAAGAGUUUUCUUUCUUUUAUUGCAUCUUCUGUACUGUCUUCUUUCCUCCAUUCCACAUCCAUCACAGUCGUAGUUUCAGGCCCCAUUGUAGAGACUAAUGCAGCAUGCUAUAUUUUGUUAGCCUGGAAUGCAAACUGAAUAUCGCUCUGUUUCACAUUUUACAAACAUAGUGAAACAGAGCAAAAUUCAGUUUGGAUUCCAGGUUUGAGUUUUACAGUGCUUUGAAAAAGUAUUCAGACCCCUUGGAUUUCUUCACAUUUUAUUGUUGCAAAGUGGGAUUAAAAUGGAUUUAAUUGUCAUUUGUUGUCAACAAUAGACACAAAAUAUAUAUAUUUUUAAGAUUUAAUAUAAAAUAACAAAAAUAUAGUCGUUGCAUAAGUAUUCAGUCCAUUUGUUUAGUCAAGUCAAGCCUAAAUUAGUUCAGGAGUUAAAUUUGGCUUAACAAAUCACAUAAAAAGUGGACUCACUCUGUGUGAAAUAAGGGGUUGACAUGAUUUUUAAAUGACUAACCCUUCCUCUGUCCCCUAUACAUACAUCUGUAAGGUCCCUCGGUCAAGUAUUUAAUUUUAAGGACAGAUUCAACUACAAAGACCAGGGAGCUUUUCAAAAGCCUCAUAAAAAAGGGCAGUGAUUGGUAGAUGGGUAACAAUAACAAACUAGCCAGACACAUCAAAGAUACAGUCGUCCUUCUGAACUGAGCCGCAGGACAAGAAACUGCUCAGGGAUGUUAGCAUGAGGCCGUUGUUGAUUUGAAAAUGGCUACAGAGUUCAAUGGCUGUGAUGGGAGAGAACAAAGGAUGAAUCAACAACAUUGUAGUGACUCUACAGUGAAAGAACAAAAAUAUACAAAAUAUAAAUAUUCCAAAACAUGCAUAUUGUAUGGAACAAGGCACUAAAGUAAUUCUGCAAAAAAAGAUGGCAAAAUAAUACACUUUUUGGCCUAAAUGCAAAGGCCUAUGUUUGGGGCAAAUCCAACACAACACAUCACUGAGUAACUGCAUGGUUGUGGCUGCAUCAUGGUAUGGGUAUGCUUGACAUUGGCAAAUACUGGUUCAGUCUGCUUUACACCAGACACUGGGAGGGGAAUUCACCUUUCAGCAGGAUAAUAGCCUACAACACAAGGCCAAAUCUACACUGGAGUUGCUUACCAAGAAGACUGUGAAUGUUCCUGAGUGGCCAAGUUACGGUGUUGACUUAAAUCUGCUUGAAAAUCUAUGGCAAGACUUGAAGAUUGCUGUCUAACCAUGAUCCCCAACAUCUUAACAGAGCUUGAAGAAUUUUGAAAAGCAUAAUAGGCAAAUGUUGUACAACCCAGGUGUGCAAAGUUCUUAGACACAGCUGUAAUUGCUGCCAAAGGUGUUUUCUAACAUGUAUGGACUCAGGGAGCUGAACACUUAUGCAAUGGCUAUAUUGUAUUUUAUUAGUCCACUUUGACAUGACAGCAUUUUGUGUAGAUUGUUGACAAAAAAUGACAAUUAAAUCCAUUUUAAUCCCACUUUGUAACACAAACUGGAAGACAUCUGGGUUGCACCACUCCCUUUUGCCCUCAGAACAGCCUCAAUUCGUCGGGGCAUGGACUCUACAAGGUGUCGAAAGCGUUCCACAGGGAUGCUGGCCCAUGUUGACUCCAAAGCUUCCCACAGUUGCCCAAUGGGUGGUGGACCAUUUCUUGAUACACAUGGGAAACCCCAGCAGCUUUGCAGUUCUUGACACACUCAUACCGGUGCGCAUGGCACCUACUACCAUACCCCAUUCAAAGGCACUUUAAUCUUUUGUCUUGCCCAUUCAACCUCUGAAAUGCACACAUACACAAUCCAUGUGGACUCAAUUAAAAAAAAAUGUGGACUCAAUUAAAAAUCCUUCUUUAACCAUUCUCCUCUCCUUCAUCUACUAAGUGGAUUUAACAAGUGACAUCAAUAAAGGAUCAUAGCUUUCACCUUGAUUCACCUGGUCAGUCUGUCAUGGAAAGAGCAGGUAUUCUUAAUGUUUUGUACACUCAGUGUAUGUACUUGGGCCCAAACAUGAUAUUGUAUGCUUUUUGUCCCCCUUAGACCGUCGUACAAAUGGAAGCGUCAGGUGACCCAGCGGCAACCCUCUAUGUCCAAGAAAAGGAAGAUGUCUCUGCUGUUUGACCACCUGGACUCCUGCGAGCUGGCCACACACCUCACCUACCUGGAGUACAAGUCCUUCUGCAAGAUACUGGUAGGUGGGGCUGUGUGGAGCAGUGUGUCUGUCCACCAGAUCUGGGUUCAUAGUAUUUGUUUUCUUUCAAAUACUUAAACUUGCUCUUGAUUGACCUUGCCUGGUACAAUAUAACUAAUGGAAUAGUGCCAAGUGCAAACCUCAUUCACCUGUCACUCAAGGCAGACUCAAUUAAACACUCAUUGCUCAUUAAACAUGGGACUUAUGUUGACUUAUAUUACAUUUAGUCAUUUAGCAGACACUCUUAUCCAGAGCGACUUACAGUUAGUGAGUGCAUACAUUUUUCAUACUGUGGGCGUAACUGCUUUUGUAUUCCCACUUAAUCCAUUACAUUUCUCUGCCCCUCUUCCAGUUCCAGGACUACCACAGCUUUGUGAUGCAUGGCUGCACGGUGGACAACCCCAUCCUGGAGCGCUUUAUCACCCUCUUCAACAGUGUGUCUCAGUGGAUCCAGCUCAUGGUGCUCAGCAAGCCCACUGCCCCCCAGAGGGCAGAAGUCAUCUCCCACUUCAUCAGGGUGGCUCAGGUACGUAGGCUGGGGCAGAUUGGAGUUGGAAUUUUCCUGUUAUUUAAUCUAUUCUGAGGGAAGCUCUUAACCUGAGUGCCAGUCUAUUUGUGCUAUCACGUCAACUCCUUGUCACUCAUUGUCAUGUUUGGCUUGACGAUAACAGCAAUGGAGUUGGCAAGAGCACAAACAGAUCUGGGACUGGGCUAGUAGGCUCUAUCUCGAGGUCAUAAACAAAUGUAACUGGUUAAUGUUAUACAGUAAAUGUCAUUGGUUAACUUUAGGCAAAUAAUCCCAGUUGGUUAUGGUUAGGGCAAGGGGUUGGGUCCUGGCCCACUUAGGGCAGUGCCAUGAUUGUUGUAAAGCCUUGUGUUAGCGGUUGAGAUGAGACUGGGGAGUUCUGUCUUGGGGAGGAAAGGGAGGGAGAUGUAGAUAUGGACAGAGAUUGGAUACAUACCAAACUAACCUUAAGAAAAAAACGACGGUUACACUUCAGGUAUUAUGAACUGUAUUCGUAGACAAUUACUGUCCAUUAUUCCUUACAUAAAUGAUCCAAGUGUGCUUAUAAGUAGUGCUAUUCUCUCAGUACUACUACUACCAGUGGGUGUCCCCGCUAACAGACGAGGCUAUAUUUGGAUUUGUUAAAGAAGAAUGUUUAGAGGAAUGUUUGGAGUGUGCUUCCCCAAUGCCACUCUCUUCUCUCUCCAAAACAAACUCUUCAUGAUUUAUUCACUGACAACUCGGCAGGCUUCCACCCCCCCCACCCUCUCUCACCCCACCCUUUAACCCUCCUCUGCCAAAUAUGCCUGAGAUCAAAUAGCCCAGCUGGGUGCUAGAGAGCUAGUUUAGCACCCCGACUGAGUUUGUUAAAAAAACACUUUGCCACCCAAAAUUUGUAGAAUGAAAGAUUUUUCUCGCAAUUAUUUUGGAUGGUGAUAGGAGAAAAAGACGCCCAAAUCUAUAUGCCACCUAAAGGUUGGGUGGGUGCAUUUUCCAACGCUGUGAUCCUGCUACAAUAAACCCCAGGGAAGGGUUACCUCCUGCUCUCAUUCCUGCUCCCUCUCUCUCUUUCCCCUUUCACACCUCCCUCUCUCACUCACUCUCUGCUCAUCCCUUCCAAAUAUAAUUUGCUCUUUCCAUUUUCUCUGCAGUCCUUCUCACCCAUAUUUUCUCUCUUUUGUCUCUCCCCUAACCUCUCUGCACAAUCCAUAGGCUUUUACCCAUACACCCCUUUUGAUUUGUCAUCAUUUUUAUUAAUUUUUUCACAUGUAUUUAACCAGGUAAGCCAGUUGAGAACAAGUUCUCAUUUACAACUGCGACCUGGCCAAGAUAAAGCAAAGCAGUGCGAUAAAAACAACAACACAGAGUUACAUAUGGGGUAAACAAAACAUAAGGUCAAAAAUACAAACAGAAAAUCUAUAUACAGUGUGUGCGAAUGUAGUAAGUUAUGGAGGGAAGGCAAUAAAUAGGCCAUAGUGCAAAAUAGUUACAAUUUCGUAUUAACACUGGAAUGAUAGAUGUGCAAAAGAUGAUGUGGAAAUAGAGAUACUGGGGUGCAAAUUAGCAAAAUAAAUAACAAUAUGGGGAUGAGGUAGUUGGGUGGGCUAAUUUCAGAAUGGCUGUGUACAGGUGCAGUGAUCGGUAAGCUGCUCUGACAACUGAUGCUUAAAGUUAGUGAGGGAGAUAAGUCUCCAGCUUCAGAGAUUUUUGCAGUUCGUUCCAGUCAUUGGCAAACCGAUAUGUUCUGGGUCGAUAACGCACUGUGCAGACAGUGCAGACUGGCCGAUAAUAGUUCAAGCUAGAGCUGGCUGGUAGGUAGUGCAGGCGACGGACAAUGGUGAGAAACCGCUAGCGGUGGCUAAUGGCAAGUAGCUAGUUAGGUGGCUACUCCCGUCCGGUAGACAGAGAGGUAGAUAACCGGGAUAUGGGCCUGGCUCAAGGCUAACUGGUGCUUGCUUCAGGGGCAGUGGUGAUUAGCCAAACAGCAACAUCCAAUUCGGUUGCAGCUAGCUAGUUGCAAUCCGGUGUUAAUGUCCAGUGAUUCAGUUAUUCCGGCAGAAAAUCCGAUGUUCUGGGUGAAAACCGCUAACGGUUGCUAAUAGCAAGUAGCUAGUUGGCUGGCUAGCUGGUAUCAACUGGAGAUUCUAGAUAAAAGGUAAGUCAAUAAUAGAAUCUGUUCCACAUUGAGUGAGGCGGGUUGCAGGAAAGUAUAUUUUGUAGAAGGAUGAAAAGUGUGAUAAGGAAAAUAUGUAUGAAAAAUACAAAAAAUACAAUAAACAGGCUAUUUACACAGACACACAACAAAGAACACGACCGCACUGCUAUGCCAUCUUGGAAUGUAAUGCUUGCCAGGAUUUCCCAUCAUACAUCAGAUAUUGUAUACGUCAGUCAUUAUGUAGUUACUUACAACUCCCUCACACACACAGCCCUGAUGCAGUACGUUACUUAUCCCACACAGUGGAACGCUUCGGCAUAUCGACAGGAUACCCUAAUAUUCCCUGUGUUAUCGAUACCUGUCACUGUUAGUCAGUGGGCUUUAUACAGCAGUUUAGUAGAGCUUCCAUCAUGCCAGCCAGCCACUCUACCACAAAGCUUUGCCCAUUGAUCAGAGCGUCAGGGCAGGUAUUUGAGCUUAACCAAAUGAUGCCCGCUGGCAGUCCUCCUGAACAGCUGGGAGCCCAUUGAUUUUCACUGGAUGCCAUGUGGGCUGAAGGGCAAAGCUUUGGCCUUGCAGAGCUCCAUUUACAGAAGUAUUACUGCAACUGUGACACAAUGAUUAUAACGUGUGCUGUGCUUCCUACUGUUUGAAUGGUAUUAUUAGACUAGACCCUAUAAUAUUCUAGUGUAGCGCAAGCAGUGCAGCUUAUUGCUUGAGGUUUGUGUGUGUGUGGGUUAGCUGGUGUGUGUAUAUGUGUGUGAGAGGGAGUGUGUAUGUGUGACCUUCCUGGGAUUUCUGUUAUCUCCUGCCUUUGUGUGCCUCCAAUUUCAUCCAAUCCCUCAAAGAGAAAAUUGUCUCUCUCUCACUGUUUAUAACUUGCUUACUCCUCUGGCUCAUUGUCAAUUGUUCCGUCUCCCUCUUCUCCUCCGUCUCUCUCGAAUCCUUGUUGGCACUGGCUCUUACACCCACACGUUAGCUUCUCUUCUUCCUCCAUGUCUCUCACCCCUCACUCACUCUCAGUGUUUCUCUCACCCACUGCCUCAUGUCUCUCUGAAUCGUUGAUAUUUCUUAUACCUCUUCUCUGUCUCAGCCUAGGUUAGUUCAUCAUUUGGAGUUCAGGUAGGUCUGUGAGCUUAGCAAACAAAGGAAAGUAGGAGGGGUGCUCAACAAAAAAAAAACAGCAUUUUAUUUUCUCCUUAUCCCCCUCCUGUCUUCUCUCUGUCGUAUAGAAACUGCUCCAGCUUCAGAACUUCAACACUCUGAUGGCGGUAGUGGGGGGGCUCAGUAACAGCUCUAUAUCUCGUCUCAAAGACACCCAGUCACACAUCAGCAACGAGACCAACAAGGUGAACUAACUAUGCUCAUCUCAUACCUUAUGUACACUUUAUGUUAUCACUCUUCAAACAGCCUGGUGUUGUCACCACAAUUACUAUCUGAGAACAUUAGCUCACAUCAUAAAACAGAAAGGAUUAGUUUAAAUCACAGACGGAGAGAUCAGGACAUCUUGUCAGUUACAUGAAGGAUUUGGAAAAUCUACUAUCACACAAUGUUAAUCCACACACGCUUCCCUCCCCCUCUUAACCAAUCCUUCCUCUCCUCCUUCAAUCAUCCCUCCAUCCCCCUCCUCCCUCCAUCCCCUCAGGUGUUCAACAGCCUGAUUGAGUUGUUGACAUCUUGUGGUAACUACAGCCAGUACCGCCGCCGCUUCUCCGAGUGCACAGGCUUCCGCUUCCCCAUCCUGGGCGUGCACCUCAAGGACCUGAUUGCCGUGCAUGUGGCACUGUCCGACUGGGCCGACCCGGGCAAGAGCAGGGUCAACCUGGCUAAGUGUCAACAGCUGUAUGCCAUCCUCCAGGAGCUGGCGCUGAUCCAGACCACACCACCCACCAUUGAUUCCAACACAGACCUGCUCAAUCUACUCACAGUUAGUGACACGUAUACAGUGAAAUAUAACAUGCCAUAUUGUAUAUUAAAUAUAUUCACUGAACAAAAAUAUAAACACGACAUGUAACAAUUUCAAAGAUUUUACAGAGUUACGGUUCAUAUAAGGAAAUCAGUCAAUUUAAGUAAAUUCAUUAGGCUCUAAUCUAUGGAUUUCACAUGACUGGGAAUACAGAUAUGCCUCUGUUGGUCACAGAUACCUUAAAAAAAAAAGGUAUGGGCCUGGAUCAGAAAACCAGUCAGUAUCUGGUGUGCCCACCAUUUGCCUCAUGCAGCGAGACACAACUCCUUCGCAUAGAGUUGAUCAAGCUGUUGAUUGUGGCCUGUGGAAUGUUGUCCCACUCCUCUUCAAUGGCUGUGCGAAGUUGCUGGAUAUUGGCGGGAACUGGAACACGCUGUCGUACACGUUGAUCCAGAACAUACCAAACAUGCUCAAUGGGUGACAUGUCUGAGCAUGCAGGCCAUGGAAAAACUGGGACAUUUCCAGCUUCCAUUAAUUGUGUACAUGAGGUGUUGGCGGCAGAUGAAUGGCAUGACAAUGGGCCUCAGGAUCUCAUCACGGUAUCUCUGUGCAUUCAAAUUGCAAUAAAAUGCAAUUGUUUUCGUUGUCCGUAGCUUAUGCCUGCCCAUAAUAACCGCACCGCCACCAUGGGGCACUCUGUUCACAACGUUGACAUCAGAAAACCGCUCACCCACACGACGCCAUACACGCUGUCUGCCAUCUGCCCGGUACAGUUGAAACCGGGAUUCGUCUUUUGAAGGGCACACUUCUCCAGCGUGCCAGUGGUCCUCUCGAAGGUGAGCAUUUUCCCACUGAAGUCGGUUACAAUGCUGAACUGUAGUCAGGUCAAGGACGACGAGCACGCAGAUGAGCUUCCCUGAGACUGUUUCUGACAGUUUGUGCAGAAAUUGUUCGGUUGUGCAAACCCACAGUUUCAUCAGCUGUCCGGGUGACGGGGUCUCAGACGAUCACGCAGGUGAAGAAGCCGGAUGUGGAGGUCCUGGACUGGUCUGCGGUUGUGAGGCCGGUUGGACAUACUUAUGGUAGAGAAAUGAACAUUCAAUUAUCUGGCAACAACUCUGGUGAACAUUCCUGCAGUCAGCAUGCCAAUUGCACACUCCCUCAAAAAAAAAAAAAAAAAAAAUCUGUGGCGUUGUGUCCCCAGCACAAGGUGCACCUGUGUAAUGAUCAUGCUGUUUAAUCAACUUCUUGAUAUGCCACAUCUGUUAGGUGGAUGGAUUAUCUUGGCAAAGGAGAAAUGCUCACUACAGGGAUGUGCACAACAUCUCAGAGAACUACGCUUUUUGUGCGUAUGGACAAUUUCUGGGAUCUUUUAUUUCAGCUCAUGAAACAUGGGACCAACACUUUACAUGUUGUGUUUAUAUUUUUGUUCAGUAUACACUACCGUUCAAAAAUGUGGGGUCACUUAGAAAUGUCCUUGUUUUCGAAAGAAAAGCAAUUUUCUGGUAGACAUUGUUAAUGUUGUAAAUGGCUAAUGUAGCUGAUUUUUUAUGGAAUAUCUACAUAGGUAUACAGAGGCCCAUUAUCAGCAACCAUCAGUCCUGUGUUCCAAUGGCAUGUUGUGUUUGCUAAUCCAAGUUUAUCAUUUUAAAAGGCUAAUUGAUCAUUAGAAAACCCUUUUGCAAUUAUGUUAGCACAGCUGAAAACUGUUGUGCUGAUUUAAAGAAGCAAUAAAACUGGCCUUCUUGAGACUAGUUGAGUAUCUGGAGCAUCAGCAAUUGUGGGUUCGAUUACAGGCUCAAAAUGGCCAGAAACAAAUAACUUUCUUCUGAAACUCGUCAGUCUAUUCUUGUUCUGAGAAAUGAAGGCUAUUCCAUGCGAGAAAAUACAUUAGUGUCUAGUUUGAGAAACAGACGCCUCACAGGUCCUCAACUGGCAGCCUCAUUAAAUAGUACCCGCAAAACACCAGUCUUAACGUCAACAGUGAAGAGGCGACUGGGAUGCUGACCUUCUAGGCAGAGUUGCAAAGACAAAGCCAUAUCUCAGACUGGCCAAUAAAAAGAAAAGAUUAAGGGCAGUCUGAGAUAUGGCUUUAUGUAGAUAUUCCAUUAGAAAUCAGCAGUUUCCAGCUACAAUAGCCAUUUACAACAUUAACAAUGUCUACGCUGUAUUUCUGAUCAAUUUGAUAUUAUUUUAAUGGACCAAAAAAAUGAUUUUCUUUUGAAAAUAAGGACAUUUCUAAGUGACCCCAAACUUUUGAACGGUAGUGUAUAUUCCCCACAUAUGGGGAUGGUGGGAUAUAUGGCUCUAUGUACCGAUGCAUUAACACAGACCUGCUCAACCAACUUGGUUAGUGUCACAUACUGUAUGUAGCCUGGUCACAGAUCUGUUUGGGCUGUCUUCCUAAUGCCAAGCUUGCCGUGACAAUGACCAUAGGAGUUGGCAAGAUGGCACAAACAGAUCUUGGACCAGGUUAGAGCGAUAUGUGGAUUCAUAUUGAAAAUAUAUUAAAUGUGUUUAAGAUAUAUUCCCCACAUGUGGGGGGGUGACAUUUAUUCCUUCACCCUUAUUACUAAUUUAUCUGUUGUAGAUUUAAUCUGGAUGUAACCAAUAUUUAUCUGGGUUAUGUCAUUUAGAAACUGCUGCUCCAAGAUGGCAGAAGGAUGAUUAUUUGUUUAAAAAUUAUACUUUUUUUUUUACACACUGACUAUAUAUAAUCUGCCAACAAAUCUCUCAAAUAUCUGGCAGUUAUGUGUUUCAAUGGUGAACUAGAGGCACACAAGGAUAUGCAUCAUUGACAAUAAUAGAAUAUAGUUAUGUAUGCAGGAGUUACGUUCCAAGACAUUUUUUGAAACUAAAGGCUUCCCUCUUACAGUAAUGCCACUGUCAAUACUAUCACAUGACACUGUGUGAGGAAGGAGGGAGAGAGAGAGAAAUACAGAAAUCUACCACAAAUUAAUGGAAUCAAUGAUGGCGUGUGGAUAAGAGGGGGAUUUUCACUCAAAUGUAAGGAAUAAGUUGACAGUGAAAGAUUUUUUUUGUUGCCGUUGAAAGAAUCUAGUGGGAGUCCAAGGAUGGAGAGGGAGCUUGAUGACUUAAUAGACUUAAUGACCUAAUGCUAAUUCUAAUAGGUUCCAGGGGGAAUCGAGAAUGACUGACUACCUCAAAAAGCAAUCAGAUUUCUGCUAGUCAUAUUGAUAGCCAUGACUGUUCCCCUCUGUAGUAAAAUGAUGAAGCUUCUUUGAAAAGGCAUACACUGUUAGAAUGUGAUAUUGCCAUAUAAUUUACUUUCCAUUGUAUGCCCUAUCAUUAUGAGUCAUGUGCAGUGCUUAAUUUGUAAAUCAGAGGUGCCGGAACUAAAAGUGAGCGGGAGAGGGGGGUGGGGAGCUCCGAGAUCAUAUGAGAUUAUUUUUUUGCCUUUAUAAUAAAGCAUUGCAUGCAUAUCAUGGCAUUUGCGUAGUGGCAUAGAGCAGUAGACUAGAGGCACUUACAGAAGUUGCACACAUGGGGGACAUUUGUAGUAGCCUAGGGUGCGGGAAAAAUGUGGCCUUUUAUAAAUGCAUUUCAUGCAAUUCUGCAUCAUUUUACAUGACUUUUUUUAACACUGCACAAAUUAUCUAAAUGACAGUCUACUUUGACACUGACAAACUGAGAAUCUAAGAUCAAUAAAAAAGACCUUGUCUUGAAUCUAUCAAUAGCCUAGGCCUAGGUGUGUGAAGACACACAUAUUGUAGGCUACAAUAUGAGGAGAAAAUGAAAGUCCUAAAACUGCUUUCCAGUUUCACUGACUCACCCAAUGAUGCUCAGCUUACUCGCCGGUGAUGGAUGACGUGUUCGUGCCAAAAGCCUAUAUUUCUGUCUUGUUUUACCUUGUAAAACAAUAUUUGAAAGUUGAAUAUUUUGGUAGCCUACAGCAGACAGACUAGAGUCUUCUCUUUUCAGCAGGAGCCAUUUGUUUUCCAACCUGUGUUUUCCAGCGAUUGUAUUUGACAUUUUGGGAAAGGCCUGUUUUGUCUGCAUGCUGUUCACUGACAGAUUUGCCUCGCGUUCCUGACUGGAUGCUAUGCCUUGUUAUUGGGCUACACACAAUCCACAGCAAUAAUACAAAAAAAAGGCCUUCUCAUGGUGUAGUAGGCUAUUCUGAAUUAUUUCAUUUCUUUCUGAACAGACAGCAGUAAUUCUAUAACUUUGGCAAAUUUAUUUCAAUUAAUCAGGGGUGCUGCGGCUCCUCCAGAACCUAUGAUUCUAUAAUGAAGUCAAUUAUUAAGUGCAACACUGGAGAGAUGAGAGUUGCAGGCUCAUUUCUAUCAGAGCAGAGAGAGGGAGAGAGAUCAUAGAAAGUGAAUCUCAUUCUAGUUCGGUGAGAGAUACAGGCGCGCUUCUCACACAGCCACGCGUUUGUCUCAAACAGGUUGUAAUGUUGCGCAAACCAUAAGCCCGGCCCAACCCGAAUAAACUCUUAGAAUAUCAGGAAAUAACUUGACAGUCAUGAGUUGAAGGGUUCAAUCAUCAUAUUCACUGGCUUUGUACAGUUUAUUCAACUUCAGGUUCGUUUGGAUAGAAGUUAGGAGAUUGAGUUAAAUCAAUGUGCUUGAAACCAUGGCAAUACGGUUCACUGUGGAGUAGCCUUCAAGUCUACCAGUCCAAUAUUUUUCACCUAGUUUAUUAUUAUUAUUUGAUGACCUGUACAAGGAAGGUGAUUCCAUUAUCAUGUCCUUGAUAUGAAAUAAUCUCUAUAUUAACUUGGCGGAGAAAUAUGUUAGAUUCCUCAGUCAGAUGUGAGCGAAAACACAUAACAUCUAUUGGGUUAGUAUACCUUUUUAGCCCAUUGAAAUCCUUGUGUACACUGUUGGUUAUUCACCCUUGUUCUAUACAUUUCAACUGAAAAGGAAGUAGCUCUGAGGUGAACAGGUAGUUUUAAAGUUUGGCUACUACAAAGUAAUAGUAUGCCUCUUAAAACAAGAAUACAUACUUUUUUUUUAUCUCCUUCUCUCCCCUGUUGUCAUGGUAUCCACAUGCUAUAUUAAUAAAGUUGCCAUGUGACCAUGUUGCAGGUGUCUCUGGACCAGUACCACACAGAGGAGGAGAUCUACCAGCUGUCUCUACAGAGAGAGCCACGCAGUGCUAAACCAGCAGUGAGUGCUAUGGGCCAGGGCCCUCAGGGGCCAAUAGGAAACAAAUGCGUUCUUAUAGCCAAUAAGAAGCACAUUUCUUUAUUAUAUCUUAUAGUUUAUGUUUUUACAAUUUAUACAGGAAGUCAAUGUAUUCUUAUAGUUUGUAGGAAACCAAUGUGUUAAUCUUCUCAUGACAUUUGAACACCCGUGUUCUCUCAUGUCUUCUCAUUGGUCUGGCAGAACUCUGGCCCCGCCCCCGCUCCCGCCACCAAGCCCUCGAUGAUUGACGAGUGGGCAGCGUCGGUGAAGCCCAAAGCCGACCCUGCGGUCAUCAACAAACACAUAGAGAAGAUGGUGGACGUACGUUAUGCUAGCUAAGUCUCUCACAGCUUGGUUGAAAUAACUAAUUACAAGUUGUUGAAGGGAUGUUAUUGGCUUGGAACAUAGUAGUUAUCCUCUCCACUACCCUCUUAUUAAUCACAACAAGUCACUGGAAUGACAACCAUAGUACUCUUUGUUUUGAAUGUCGGAUAUGUUGUAAUGAUGUGUGUUUCCACGGUUACAGUCUGUCUUCAAGAACUUUGACAUGGAUGGGGAUGGUCACAUCUCCAGGGAGGAGUUUGAGAUCAUCAGGGACAACUUCCCCUACCUCAGCAAGUUUGGAGAACUGGACAAGAACCAGUGAGAGACAAAACCAGCAUCUUGGCAACUGCUACCAUAGGCUACAUAGCAACAGUCACGUAUAACUGAUAUUGUAACCAUACUAUGCGUAAUAGAAUCACACAGUUAGAUUAGGGAAGGAGACAUUAUGUUGUUAAUUUCUUUGUCUGUCUCUGUCUCUCUCUCAAUUUAAUUUAAUGGCUUUAUUGGCAUGGGAAACGUAUGUUAACAUUGCCAAAGCAAGUGAAGUAGAUAGUAAACAAAAGUGAAAUACAUAUUAACAGUAAACAUUACACUCAGAAGUUCCAAAAGAAUAAAGACAUUUCAAAUGUCAUAUUAUGUAUAUAUACAGUGUUGUAACAAUGUGCAAAUAGUUAAAGUACAAAUGGGAAAAUAAAUAAACAUAAAUAUGGGUUGUAUUUACCAUGGUGUUUGUUCUUCACUGGUUGCCCUUUUCUUGCUGCUGUGGUGGCACGCUGUGGUAUUUCACCCAGUAGAUAAGGGAGUUUAUCAAAAUUGGGUUUGUUUUCGAAUUCUUUGUAAUCUGAGAGAAAUAUGUGUCUCUAAUAUGGUCAUACAUUUGGCAGGAGGUUAGGACGUGCAGCUCAGUUUCCACCUCAUUUUGUGGGCAGUGUGCACAUAGGCUGUCUUCUCUUGAGAGCCAGGUUUGCCUAUGGCGGCCUUUCUCAAUAGCAAGGCUAUGCGCACUGAGUCUGUACAUAGUCAAAUCUUUCCUUAAGUUUGGGUCAGUCACAGUGGUCAGGUAUUCUGCCACUGUACUCUCGGUUUAGGGCCAAAUAGCAUUCUAGUUUGCUCUGUGUUUUUGUUAAUUCUUUCCAAUGUGUCAAGUAAUUCUCUUUUUGUUUUCUCAUGAUUUGGUUGGGUCUAAUUGUGUUGUUGUUGUCCUGGGGCUCUGUGGGGUGUGUUUGUGAACAGAGCCCUAGGACCAGCUCUGUCUCUGUCUCUGUCUGUCUGUCUGUCUCUGUCUCACCCCCUUUCCCUCUCUCUCUCUCACCAGAGAUGGGAAGAUCAGCAGAGAGGAGAUGAUCGACUACUUCAUGAAGGCCAGCUCUCUGCUCAACUGUAAGAUGGGCUUCAUCCACACCUUCACAGAGGCCACCUACGUCAAGCCCACCUUCUGUGAACACUGCACUGGCUUUGUGAGUACAAUGUCAGUUUGACCAUCUAUAAAUCCAUCCUCACACUUAUGUACAGUUUUUAACUAGAUUGAUUAAUUGAUUGACAAAUGGAUGCUUUUAAUGCUGAAAUAGUCCCUUAGUCAAAAUGGCUAUGGCUCUUUGAGCUUUGAAUACUCACUCCAAAAGACAAUUAGGUCCAUAUUCCCCUACUAUUCCCUUUUUAAAUGCAUGGAUUGAUCAAUUCAUUGGUGAAUGGUGAAAGAGCCCCUAGGACAGAAUGGCGGGGAUGGCUAUGGCCACGUCACAUCUGGCCCCUAUGACUGUGCAGCCAUUUUGUGGAAGUUCCAGACAAAUUUAUAAUUACGACAUUGGCACAUUUGAUUUAACCAGGAAACCCUUGAGGUUAGAAACCUAUUUUUGGAGGGGGACCUGGCAAGAGGUCAGCAGGAAGUAGUCACCGUGUACAUACAACACAAGAGCAAAAUAAAAACCAAUUACAAUGGUAAAUAAAAUUGUCUUCCAUCAGAGCUUGAAACUCAGCAAGCGAUACCCUCUCCUCCAGUUCGAAUUAUUUUGCAGCUCGCUCCAAGACAAAGGAUCAUUAUAGGAGAAUGAUCCUUUUUCCCCAUUUCAGUCCUGGCCUUAGGAACCGUGACAGAUAGUAGCACCUGAGAACAGAUACUAACCACACGUGUCUGCAUUAUUAUUCAGCAUCAUCAUUGGGUCUGGUCUACACCAUGCCAAUUAUUUGGAGAUGCAGUUCUGGGAUAGUGAGGUAAUUGGGCUCCUUGACAAGCCCUGGGUCAAACAUAAUAUUUUGACUUCUUCACAUUUUUCAGCCACAACGCAAUGAAAAAAACAAGCUGCCCAGCACCAUUAUGGAGUUCAGUGGCCUUUGGUGACUCAGACAUAUCUUCGUAAUCCAACAUUGUUUUAAUAUCUCUCUUCUGACAGCCCCCGCUGUAGUCUUAUCGCAUACUUAAUGGAGCUAGAGCUUAAAGCUCCUUGUGAAUGGGUGUCUGUACUCUCUGUGUAGUUCAAGCUGGGAGAUAGAGGGUGCAUCCCAAAUGGCACCCUAUACCCUAUGUUUUACCAGGGACCUGGUCAAAAGUAGUGCACUAAAUAGGAAUUGGGUUCCAUUUGGUACGAAGCCAGGCAGGGAGCGAGUGUUGUAAUGCUCUGGGGGCUAGGGCUAGGCUAUUCAAGGGGCCAGUUGUAAGAUUGGUGUUUAACUCUCUAUUAGGUCAUGUUUGUUGAAAUGAGACUUUGCCAUGGGGACUCUCGAGGCCUCUUGGUGACUGGUGGGAGUUUUUGUAGUCCUCUAUUGGUGUAGGAAAGGUGUCGUUUUUGAAAGGAAAGGAAUUCUCUUUGAACUUAUGGCUGGUAAGUGUUUUGGUGGCAUUGAGGCUCUGUCUGUCCAUGUGUCUGUCUGUGUGUGUGUGUGUAGGGUCAGGUUAUUUUCUCUGUCCUCAGAUCUCUGAUGUGGCUGUGAUCUCCUGGACAGGUCUUUCAUGUCAUUGUACCCCCGCGGUGGGCUCCUAGCGUCUGCUUGAUCUCACUCCCCCACCUCCUCUUCCCUCUGCCUCUCCUCCACACCUCCCUCUGUUCCUGUACCUCCCCAUCUCUUUCUACCUCUAAUGCUCACUCUCUUUCUGUCACUCUUUCUCUUUCUACCUCUCGCUUUCUUUUUCUACCUGUCACUCUUUUUUCCUCUCUCUCUCUCUAUACUUCCCUCUCGUUCUACCUUGCUGUCUCUCCCCACUUCCACCAGCUCCUUCUCCGCAUUUGUCAUCCUCUUCUCUCUCUGAUCCCUGUCCCUGUCACUCUGCCCUAAUCUGUCACUAGACGCCCUUCCUUGGCUUCAUGUUCCAAGAAUUUCAUGAAGAGAAGUUACAAAUUACUUUUCUCCCUCUUCCUUCUCUCACUAUCGCUCUCUCUCUCUCUAGAUAUGGGGCUUCUACAAACAGGGAUACAAGUGUAAAGGUAAGAGAAUCAAUACAUUUAGCUAACUUGAAUAGUUCAAAUAGCUAUGAAAUAAAAAAUUGAUCGAUUCUGCCACACUUGGCGUCAUUGAAUUACCAAUUCCCUUUGUCAUCAUUGAUGCAAACAAUCGUCACUCGAACCAAAGGUGGCUUUGAGCUUCAUGUCAACAGCAUGGAAGCCAUGGUAAAUACAUCAGACUACAUUACAUUACCCCCUUAAAGGGCUCCCUUUGAAAACACUUGAACAGAGCACACCGGAACAUAAAAUAAACCUUUGUGAUUUGAGGGUCUCCAUCAGGACACUGUUUGUAGAAGCUGUCUCAAGGGUAGACACAUUGUAGAAACACACAGCAGACUGCAUUUGAACCUGACCACCCGACAAGUGUCAUCACUAGGGCCAGGAGUUUUACCAUGUGAACCUGACCAGGAAACACUCCUAGCCCUAAUCAUUCUCACCAUAUCCAUGGAAAUAUAGACAGACCGACCUUCAAGACAAAUUAUAAUCUGUCCCCCUCACCUGCUCAAAGUCACACGGCAGACUUCCGCUAGCGCCAACCUACAUUAGCAUACCAUUUAUCUCUGUCUGUACUACACUCUGUACUCAGUAGACUGUGUCUGUCUCUCAGUCUGCAUCCCAAAUGGCCCUAUGGGCCCUAGUCAAAAGUGGUGCUCUACGUAGGAAAUAGGGUGCAGUUUGGGAUGCAGCUUCAGUGUGUCUGCUCUACUCUGCUGAGGGCCUUAAUGAGAUGUGUGGAAGCCAAUGAGAGGCCCCAGUCAUUCAUUUCCAUUACCAUUGUUAGCCCCAGUCGCUGAGUAGGAGAGACGAUGGUGGAGGAUAAUUGAAAUGAAUUGGCUUGUCGCAGAUGGCGUAGAACAGAAGUGCUGAGUGUCUGGCGCUCUCGUGUGUGUGUGGAGUCUGAAUCAGUCUGGGUGUUAUAUACAGAGACAUUUAUCAAAGCUAACCUUCGCUGAUGUGGACGUUUUACUGAAAGCGAGAGGUGUUUCGAAAUCAAUGAGUGAGUGAGUGCACGAAUGGGAGAGUGUGUGGAUAAGAGCGUCUGCUAAAUGACUAAAAUGUAAGUGUGUGUGUGUGAAUCUGAAUCUCUUUCACUGCCACCCUGGACAUCCCUGCUCCCCCUUUUCUACCUACUCCAAGAGUGUCCUUCGUUGUCAGAGCUGUUGUCAGGGUCUGUCUGCAUGGCAGUGUGUGUGUGUCAGUGUGUGUGCAUCUGCACUGUGUGUAAGAGCACCUACCUCUCGCCACUCGCUCGUCCCUUUGCCCCAAUGUUUCUUUUUGCACCCCUCCAUCUCUCUUAAACGUUGCCGCUCUCUCCUCCCCAUCCCUGAUCUCUCAACCCUCCUUUACCUUGCACUCGUUCCCUCCAACUCUUUCUCCCUCCCGGUCUAAACCGGCAUUCUUCCCUCGUUCCUUCUUAUCUUCCUCUCCCCUAUCUCUCUCCCUCUUUCUCUCCCUGUCCCCCCCCCUCUCUGAAUUAUUCUCCCCCUCCCCCUCUCUCUCCCCCCAUCUCUCCCUCCUUCGGACAGCUUGUGGAAUUAACUGUCACAAGGCGUGUCAAGGUCGUCUGGCAGUGGAGUGUCGUAAACGGACCAAGAGCAUCAGCCACGAGCACGCACCCUCUCUCCAGGCCCGCUCCUACAGCUUCCCCCCUCCGGCCAACACCCCACCCAGCCUACAGAACACAGGUGAGGAACCCCCCCCCCCCCCCUUCAACCUCCAAUCUGGUUCUACUAAUACUAUUGCCCACAUCUCACCACGAUUCUUCAGAUUUUGUGUUUCUCAAGAACCAGUAGCAUCAUACUUCAACCAGGUAGUCUUUACAGAAGGUUAUGAGAUGGAAUGGUACAGUAUGUUUUAGGGCUGACCCAAAUUAGUCGACUGAUUGAUUGUUUGGUCGACAGGCUGUUGGUUGAUGUAGUUGAUUGUUUGGUCGACAGGCUGUUGGUCGAUGGAGAUUUAAAAACAUUUGUCGAGCAGUAGUAUACUGUGUGUGUAUAUACAUUAUGUAUGUAUAUACUUUUAUAUAUGUGUGUGUGUGUGUGUGUGUACAGUGCAUUCGGAAAGUAUUCAGACCCCUUCACUUUUUCCACAUUUUGUUACAUUACAGCCUUAUUCUAAAAUGGAUUAAAUAUUUAUUUAUUACUCAUCAAUCUACACACAAUACCCCAUAAUGACAAAGCAAAAACAGGUUUUUAGAAUUGUUUGCAAAUUUACUAAAACAAAAAAAAACUAUCACAUUUACAUAAGUAUUCAGACCAUUUACUCAGUACUUUGUUGAAGCACCUUUGGCAGCGAUUACAGCCUCGAGUCUUCUUGGCACACCUGUAUUUGGGGAGUUUCUCCCAUUCUUCUCUACAGAUCCUCUCAAGCUCUGUCAGGUUGGAUGGGGAGCGUUGCUUAUUUACAUAAGUAUUCAGACCCUUUGCUAUGAGACUCAAAUUUGUGCUCAGGUGCAUCCUGUUUCCAUUGAUCAUCCUUGAGAUGUUUCUACAACUUGAUUGGAGUCCACCUGUGGUAAAUUUGAUUGCUUGGCGCACACACCUGUCUAUAUAAGGUCCCACAGUUGACAGGAUUUUGUUGAGGCACAGAUCUGGGGAAGGGUACCAAAGCAUUUAUGCAGCAUUGAAGGUCCCCAGGAACACAGUGGCCUCCAUCAUUCUUAAAUGGAAGAAGUUUGUAACCACCAAGAAUCUUCCUAGAGCUGGCCGCCCAGCCAAACUGAGCAAUCGGGGGAGAAGGACCUUGGUCAGGGAGGUGACCAAGAACCAGAUGGUCACUCUGACAGAGCUUCAGAGUUCCUCUGUGGAGAUGGGAGAACCUUCCAGAAGGACAACCAUCUCUGAAGCACUCCACCAAUCAGGCCUUUAUGGUAGAGUGGCCAGACGGAAGCCACUCCUCAGUAAAAGGCACAUGACAGCCCACUUGGAGUUUCCCAAAAGGCGCCUAAAGGACUCUCAGACCAUGAGAAACAAGAUUCUCUGGUCUGAUGAAACCAAGAUUGAACUCUUUGGCCUGAAUGCCAAGCGUCACGUCUGGAGGAAACCUGGCAACAUCCCCAUGGUGAAGCUGUGGGGAUGUUUUUCAGCGGCAUGGACUGGGAGACUAGUCAGGAUCGAGGCAAAGAUGAACAGAGCAAAGUACAGAGAGAUCCUUGAUGAAGACCUCAGACUGGGGCGAAGGUUCACCUUCUAGCAGGACAAAGACCCUAAGCACACAGCCAAGACAACGCAGGAGUGGCUUCGGGAAAAGUCUCUGAAUGUCCUUUAGUGGCCCAGCCAGAGCCCGGACUUGAACCCGAUCGAACAUCUCUGGAGAGACCUGAAAAUAGCUGUGCAGUGACGCUCCCCAUCCAACCUGACAGAGUUUGAGAGGAUCUGCAGAAAAUGGGAGAAACUCCCCAAAUACAGGUGUGCCAAGCUUGUAGCGUCAUACCCAAGAAGACUCGAGGCUGUAAUCGCUGCCAAAGGUGCUUCAACAAAGUACUGAGUAAAGGGUCUGAAUACUUAUGUAAAUGUGAUAAACCUGUUUUUGCUUUGUCAUUAUGGGGUAUUGUUUGUACAUUGAUAAGGGAAAAAACGAUUUAAUCCAUUUUAGAAUAAGGCUGUAACGCGACAAAGUGGAAAAGGUCAACGGGUCUGAAUACUUUCUGAAUGCACUGUAUAUUUAGGUGCAGGAGCUCCACAAUACUUUUGAGCUAAUAUUCUAUAGGAGGAACAGGAGCUCAAGCAGUAGAACAUUUUAGGUGUCGGUACUCCGCUCCGGUGAGCUCCUGCCUAAGUCAAGCACUGCUUCUUAUCCAUUGCGCAAAUAACCUAGACUACACUUGUGUGUCUGGAGCGCACUGGCAUGGGAAACUCUGAGGGCCCAGAAUAUUUUAUACAAUGUUGCAAGUUCGCUAGCACAAGCUUCGGGCCGGACCCAGUUAAUAGUUUGUAGGCUAUUUUUUACAUAGUUUGCAAUGGCAAUAGAAGUUACUUUUUAGGUUUGUAUCAUUUUCAUUUGGAUAGAAUGUUUAUUAACCACAUGACAAUGAUUUUGAGAUAUGAAGAAGUUUAUUAUAAAUUAAAUUAAACUGUUCCAUGAAAAUGUGCAUAUGAAUAACUGGCACACAGAUCGGUAUAUUUUUAUUAAUGCCAAUGCUGUUUUCUAGGCUUGUUUUCGCUUAAUACUUUGGGAUAAUGGUGCUCUGUCGGAUUUGAUGAGGGUUGCCAGAGUAAAAAGCUGUAUUUCUCUGGGUUUUUUUGUGGUAUUGAUGAAGGUAUUUGAUUGGGGAAUGGGGAUACAUUUUCAUGAUGGAAAAUGAAUUUCUCAAUAAAUGUGGAGAAACAGAAGACCUGCAAAAAAAAUCAGUUUUGGUUUAAAUUCCCCUGGUACCAACUGCAUGGUAUUUGCAACUAUAACGUGUCUGGUCUAUGAUCAAUUAAGCCAUAUCAAUGCAGUUCAACAGGUUAAUGUAAAUAAUGAAUUAUGUUGGCUUACACUCCAAGGCUGUUUCAUUAUGAUUAUUACGGUCGUGUCAAUCAUGUUAUAUACUUAAGCUAUUGUAACAAGGCAUAUGUCAGCAUUGUAGGCCUACUGCCUCUGCCCAGAGGACUACUUUCAUGGCAACAGCCGUUAGAGCUCACUUUGCCACGUAUGAGCCCUGGUUAGAGUCCCUGUUGUAGCGGAAGAAAGUAAAAGCUGCAUUGGUGGCAGCGUUGGGAUCGCGUCCAGCUCACGUCUAGUUAUGUGAUCUAGUGGUGGGAAUAGGGCUGUUGCAGUGACCAUAUUACCGCCACACCGGCGUUCACAAGUCAUGAAGACAGUCAAAUUCCACAUGACCGUUUAGUCACAGGAAUUAGGCUUCUCCAAGCUCUGAUGCUGCUCAUGGUCAUUAGUAGCCUACCAAACUUGCUAACUGCCUGGUACUCAGCACUCUAUUGGCCCUCUAAUGACUCUGACAUCAAUGCAAAUGUAUUCAAAAAUCGAAUCAAACACAUCAUGAGAGCCCAUGAGCUCAUGUUGCGCAACAUUUCUAUAGGCUAUGCAAUUGCGUGAGAAAACAGAGUGAUGGCCUCUACUAAAUAGAGGAGGAUCCCAUCAGCUUUCUAUAGGCUAGGCCUACUAUUUAUUUCUCAACUUUCCUAAUAUUAAGCACAUUGCUUAUCUUUACAACAGGAGUAUAGCCUACAUGGAAAUGAAUCACGGGAAAAGCAUCCUCCAUCCGCUAUUUAAGUGCAUUGAUUAUAUGUAUUUUUUCCGCGGCCCCUGUUUCGAGACAGAUGCAUGAUAAUGGUCCAUUCUAAAUUAAAACAAAUUUCAUAUUUAGUAUAUGUAAAGACAAGAUUAAAUCAAGAAUAGUCUGAUGGGUGACAAUAUUAGCCUAUCACUUAUGAAUGAUAUAUUAUCAUUAUAUUAAGCAGCGUGUGAGUUUCAAGUUUGGGGAAGAUAAUUUUCACCAUUAAAAACGCAUCUUUAUAAUAAAAGCAUUACAUGCAUAAUCGCAUUUGCGGUCACAUUUGAUAAUGGCGUUUUCCCGCUAAUGGAACAUUCCCGCUUAUAGCCUAAUGCCAUGUGCGCAUUGCUGCGCUCAUAAUGUGAAGAAAUAGCCUAAUUCUAUAUCAACAUUUUAAGCUAAACGUUCUGAUCUGUUGUGUCAGCCACAUUGCGUUAAAGUUUUUUUGAUGCUAGUGGUUGUAUUAAUUUGGUAUCUUUUGCAUCCUACAACUGUCCCAGACUAUGUUUGGAAUAUUUAUUUCUCGCACAGAAUAGGUCAACCUUUGUACUAUGGGGGAUAGUAGAUUGACAUAUGCUAGUGCUUUUGCUGUUCGUUAGGCCUACUCAUCUUGUUGGCUGACAAAAAGUAAAUGUGGACAGUUCUUCCAAUAUCUUCAAUAUAUGCACCUCGGAAUUGGAUAAGGACAUGCGCAGUUGCGUCCCCGAUGUGUCUGUCUUCACUUGUAGCCUGUGAGAAAGACCCGAUCACGUGAUGGAGCACGUGCAGCACUCAGUGAGCACUUCGGAGCGCGCACUCAGGGAGAAGGGCACAACAAAGGCAUGGAUUUUUUUAGGGUGCAUUAUGGCCACAAAGGGGAUGCUGCCGUGAAGUUCGAGGCAUUAUCAAGUGCUUGUCAAAUUGUGAAUGAGAAGUGUGUACAGCCUGCACAAAAAACAAAGCAGAGCUCAUGCCUUUCAAGCAACUUUUUUUCAAAUCAUCAUUAGCGUCGCAUCAUGCAGCUUUUUAAAAUGUAUAAAAAAUCUAAACAUAUAGCCCAACGUUUGUAGAACUGAAGUUACAUUAACUCUAAAUUAAGCAUACAGUGAGGGAAAAACGUAUUUGAUCCCUUGCUGAUUUUGUACGUUGCCCACUGACAGACAUGAUCAGUCUAUACUUUUAAUGGUAGGUUUAUUUGAACAGUGAGAGACAAAAUAUCAACAACAAAUAUCCAGAAAAACGCAUGUCAAAAAUGUUAUUUUUUACAUUUACGUCCUUUAGCAGACACUCUUAUCCAGAGCGACUUACAGGAGCAAUUAGGGUUAAGUGCCUUGCUCAAGGGCACAUCGACAGAUUUUUCACCUAGUCGGCUCAGGGAUUAGAACCAGCGACCUUUCGGUUACUGGCACAAUGCUCUUAACCACUAAGCUAUUUGCAUUUGAAUGAGGGAAAUAAGUAUUUGACCCCUCUGCAAAACAUUACUUAGUACUUGGUGGCAAAACCCUUGUUGGCAAUCAGAGGUCAGACGUUUCUUGUAGUUGGCCACCAGGUUUGCACACAUCUCAGGAGGGAUUUUGUUCUACUCCUCUUUGCAGAUCUUCUCCAAGUCAUUAAGGUUUCGAGGCUGACGUUUGGCAACUCGAACCUUCAGCUCCCUCCAUAUUUUUUCUAUAGGAUUAAGGUCUGGAGACUGGCUAGGCCAUUCCAGGACCUUAAUGUGCUUCUUCUUGAGCCACUCCUUUGUUGCUUUGGCCGUGUGUUUUGGGUCAUUGUCAUGCUGGAAUACCCAUCCACUACCCAUUUUCAAUGCCCUGGUUGAGGGAAGGAGGUUCUCACCCAAGAUUUGAUGGUACAUGGCCCCGUCCAUCGUCCCUUUGAUGCGGUGAAGUUGUCCUGUCCCCUUAGCAGAAAAACACCCCCAAAGCAUAACGUUUCCACCUCCAUGUUUGACGGUGGGGAUGGUGUUCUUGGGGUCAUAGGCUGCAUUCCUCCUCCUCCAAACACGGCGAGUUGAGUUGAUGCCAAAGAGCUCGAUUUUGGUCUCAUCUGACCACAACACUUUCACCCAGUUCUCGUCUGAAUCAUUCAGAUGUUCAUUGGCAAACUUCAGACGGCCCUGUAUAUGUGGUUUCUUGAGCAGGGGGACCUUGCGGGCGCUGCAGGAUUUCAGUCCUUCACGACGUAGUGUGUUACCAAUUGUUUUCUUGGUGACUAUGGUCCCAGCUGCCUUGAGAUCAUUGACAAGAUUAUUCCGUGUAGUUCUGGGCUGAUUCCUCACCAAUCUCAUGAUCAUUGCAACUCCACGAGGUGAGAUCUUGCAUGGAGCCCCAGGCCGAGGGAGAUUGAAUGGUCUUUUGUGUUUCUUCCAUUUGCGAAUAAUCGCACCAACAGUUGUCACCUUCUCAUCAAGCUGCUUGGCGAUGAUCUUGUAGCCCAUUCCAGCCUUGUGUAGGUCUACAAUCUUGUCCCUGACAUCCUUGGAGAGCUCUUUGGUCUUGGCCAUGGUGGAGUUUGGAAUCUGAUUGAUUGAUUGCUUCUGUGGACAUGUGUCUUUUAUACAGGUAACAAGCUGAGAUUAGGAGCACUCCCUUUAAGAGUGUGCUCCUAAUUUCAGCUCAUUACCUGUAUAAAAGACACCUGGGAGCCAGAAAUCUUUCUGAUUGAGAGGGGGUCAAAUACUUAUUUCCCUCAUUAAAAUGCAAAUCGAUUUAACAUUUUUGACAUGCGUUUUUCUGGAUUGUUUUGUUGUUAUUCUGUCUCUCACUGUUCAAAUGAACAUACCAUUAAAAUUAUAGACUGAUCAUUUCUUUGUCAGUGGGAAAACAUACAAAAUCAGCAGGGGAUCAAAUACUUUUUUUCCUCACUGUGUCUCCAGCUUCAGAGAUUUUUGCAGUUCGUUCCAGUCAUUUGCAGCAGAGAACAGGAAGGAAUGGCGACCAAAGGAGGUGUUGGCUUUGGGGAUGACCAGUGAGAUAUACCUGCUGGAACGCAUACUAUGGGUAGCUGUAGCAAGCAGCAACAGUGAGAGACUUAUUUCUGGAAAGGUGGAUUUUUAGAAGUAGAAGCUCAAACUGUUUGGGCACAGACCUGGAUAGUAUGAUAGAGCUCUGCAGGCUCUCUCUACAGUAGAUUGCAACUCCGCCCCCUUUGGCAGUUCUAUCUAGAUGGAAAAUGUUGUAGUUGGGAAUCGAAAUGUCAGAAUCUUUGGUGGCCUUCCUAAGCCAGGAUUCAGACACUGCUAGAACAUCAGGGUUGGUGGAGUGUGCUAACGCAGUGAAUAACUCAAACUCAGGGAGGAGGCUUCUGAUGUUAACAUGCAAGAAACCAAGGCUUUUACGGUUACAGAAGUCAACAAAUGAUAGCGCCUGGGGAGCAGGAGUGAUACUGGGGGCUACAGGGCCUGGGUUAACCUCUACAUUACCAGAGGAACAGAGGAGGAGUAGAAUAAGGAUACGGCUAAAGGCUUUAAGAACUGGUCUUCUAGUGCGUUGGGUACAGAGAGAAAAAGGGGCAGAUUUCUGGCCGUUGUAGAAUAGAUUCAGGGCAUUAUGUACAGACAAGGAUAUGGAAAGAUAUGAGUACAGUGGAGGUAAACCUAAGCGUUGGGUAAUAAUGAAAAAGAGAGCAUCACUGGAGGCACCGAUUGAGCCGGUCUCCGCGUGUGUGGGGGGUGGGACAAAGGAGCUAUAUGUGACAGGUUGAGCAGGACUGGGGGCUCUACAUUGAAAAAGUACAAUUAGAACUAACCAAAACAGCAAUAGGCAUGGCAUAUUGACAUGGGAGAGAGGCAUAAAGCAGUCACAGGUGUUAUUCGAGAGAGCUAAGACAACAGCUGGUAAUGGCGACGAAAGUUUGAGCUGAGGCUAAACAGAUAAACAGGAUGGGGUACCGUAUAAAGGAACAGUCCAGCAGGCAUCAGCUGUGUAGCUGAGUGAUCCUAAGGUCCAGUGAACAGCAAUAAGUAAGUCCGGGAGCAGUUCAGUGGCUGCUAUGCUACAGGCGAGCUGGAGGCACGGCUGUUGAUUGCGUGUGCUAGCGGGCCGGGGCUAGCAGAUGGAUCUUCGUGGUCGUCGCAACGGGAAGCCUGUUGAAACCACAUCAGACGAUAAAGUCGGCAGACCAGUCGUGAUGGAUCGGCGGGGCUCCAUGUCAACACUAGGAGGUCCCAUCCGGUGGACAGAGGGGUAGAUAGCCGGGAGAUGGGCCUGGCUCGAGGCUAGCUCAAGGCUAACUGGGGUUAGCUUCAGGACAGUGGUGAUUAGCCAACAACGACAACAGCCAUUCGGUUGCAGCUAGCUAGUUGCGAUGAUCCGAUGUUAAGGUCCAGUGAUUCCGGCAGAAAAUCAGAUAUGCUCUGGCUCGAUAGCGCGAUGUGCAGACUGGCCAAUAAUUGUCCAGGCUAGAGCUGGCUUGUAGGUAGUGCAGGCCACGGCCACGGACAAUGGUGAAGACCGCUAACGGUGGCUAAUAGCAAGUAGCUAGUUAGCUGGCUAGUAGGCUAGUUUCAGCCAGAGGUUCUGGAUAAAAAUGUAUGAAGAAAUAAUAGAAUCCGUUCCACAUUGGGUGAGGCGGGUUGCAGGAAAGUUAAAGGAUGGAAAGUGAGAUUGAGAAAUAUAUACGAAAAAAAACUAAACAAAAAAACCUUCUAUUUACAUGAGGAUACUACUGAAAACACGACCGCACUGCUAUGCCAUCUUGCUAUAUCUAGUGAACAAUGGAUAAGCAACAAUAGGCAUGACGGAAAGAAGUAGUCACUACAGGUGUGAUCAAGCCUUACUUCAAAGUUGCCUGAAGCUAAAUGGAAAGUGCUAUGCCCUGACCAGUUAUUCAGAAGAAAAUCCUCUGAUUUGUUAAUUUACAUAAGUUAACUUACCAGUAAUAUUAAUCACUGUUGAUCCAUCCUGUUCUGAUCUAAUGAGAUGGAUGUAGGAUUUUCUACAGCCUAGAAUCGAGGCCUUUCCCAGUCAUGAAGGACAAAGAUAGGCUGGUUGGUUCUCAUUGGCGAAGACUGAAAUCAAGUUAGGGGUUAUACAUUGGGGAGAACAAGUAUUUGAUACACUGCCGAUUUUGCAGGAUUUCCUACUUACAAAGCAUGUAGAGGUCUGUCAUUUUUUAUCACAGGUACACUUCAACUGUGAGAGAUGGAAUCUAAAACAAACAAAAAUCCAGAAAAUCACAUUGUAUGAUUUUUAAGUAAUUAAUUUUCAUUUUAUUGCAUGACAUAAGUAUUUGAUACAUCAGAAAAGCAGAACUUAAUAUUUGGUACAGAAACCUUUGUUUGCAAUUACAGAGAUCAUACGUUUCCUGUAGGUCUUGACCAGGUUUGCACACACUGCAGCAGGGAUUUUGGCCCACUCCUCCAUACAGACCUUCUCCAGAUCCUUCAGGUUUUGGGCUGUCACUGGGCAAUACAGACUUUCAGCUCCCUCCAAAGAUUUUCUAUUGGGUUCAGGUCUGGAGACUGGCUAGGCCACUCCAGGACCUUUAGAUGCUUCUUACGGAGCCACUCCUUAGUUGCCCUGGCUGUGUGUUUCAGGUCGUUGUCAUGCUGGAAGACCCAGCCACGACCCAUCUUCAAUGCUCUUACUGAGGGAAGUUGGUUGUUGGCCGCGAUACAUGGCCCCAUCCAUCCUCCCCUCAAUACGGUGCAGUCGUCCUGUCCCCUUUGCAGAAAAGCAUCCCCAAAGAAUGAUGUUUCCACCUCCAUGCUUCACGGUUGGGAUGGUGUUCUUGGGGUUGUACUCAUCCUUCUUCUUCCUCCAAACACAGCGAGUGGAGUUUAGACCAAAAAGCUCUAUUUUUGUCUCAUCAGACCACAUGACCUUCUCCCAUUCCUCCUCUGGAUCAUCCAGAUGGUCAUUGGCAAACUUCAGACGGGCCUGGACAUGCGCUGGCUUGAGCAGGGGGACCUUGCGUGCGCUACAGGAUUUUAAUCCAUGACGACGUAGUGUGUUACUAAUGGUUUUCUUUGAGACUGUGGUCCCAGCUCUCUUCAGGUCAUUGACCAGGUCCUGCCGUGUAGUUCUGGGCUGAUCCCUCACCUUCCUCAUGAUCAUUGAUGCCCCACGAGGUGAGAUCUUGCAUGGAGCCCCAGACCGAGGGUGAUUGACCGUCAUCUUGAACUUCUUCCAUUUUCUAAUAAUUGCGCAAACAGUUGUUGCCUUCUCACCAAGCUGCUUGCCUAUUGUCCUGUAGCCCAUCCCAGCCUUGUGCAGGUCUACAAUUUUAUCCCUGAUGUCCUUACACAGCUCUCUGGACUUGGCCAUUGUGGAGAGGUUGGAGUCUGUUUGAUUGAGUGUGUGGACAGGUGUCUUUUAUACAGGUAACGAGUUCAAACAGGUGCAGUUAAUACAGGUAAUGAGUGGAGAACAGGAGGGCUUCUUAAAGAAAAACUAACAGGUCUGUGAGAGCCGGAAUUCUUACUGGUUGGUAGGUGAUCAAAUACUUAUGUCAUGCAAUAAAAUGCAAAUUAAUUACUUAAAAAUCAUACAAUGUGAUUUUCUGGAUUUUUGUUUUAGAUUCCGUCUCUCACAGUUGAAGUGUACCUAUGAUAAAAAUUACAGACCUCUACAUGCUUUGUAAGUAGGAAAACCUGCAAAAUCGGCAGUGUAUCAAAUACUUGUUCUUCCCACUGUAUGUCAGACUGUCCUAUUGCUGCUGACAUUGAACAUAGCUUAGGUUUAGGGUAUUUAAUUCAUUUCAGACUCUCCUAUACCACUAUUCCCAACAUGUUAUACCCCAUAGGUUGUAAAUAAACCCUUUUUAAGGUGAUAUAACUUUAUCAUUAUUAGAGGGCUGUGAAGCCCAUAACCGAAUGGCUUCAGACUGAGCAUUUCUCACCAUUUAUUUAUGGAGAGCAAUAUCUGUUUUAUAACAGGUAGUGUCCAUUUAUAUACAGUAGUGUGUUGAUUAAUACAAAAUUGACAUAGCCUUGUAUUAAAUGCAUUAUGAAGAAAAUUGUCUACUGUUGUCUACACAAAAAAAGGGCCUUUCUGACUACAAGUGCACCAGUAUCCCAAAGUAUUAAGUGAAAACAAGCAUAGAAAACAGUAUUGGCAUAAGGCUACUAUUAUAUUAUAAUUAUUUCGGUGACAACCUGGUUGAUUAACAAUAUUGGGUUGUUGGCAUGCAUUGCUCUAACUUUCAAAAGAUUGUUUAAAGAACAAGUUUGCCCCCCCAAAAAAUGUAUUUUCCUACGAAUUAAGUCACACAACAAUGUGUGUCUUUUCACACAAAUUAAACCACACAGGGGCGGCAGGAAGCUUAGUGGUUAAGAGCGUUGUGCCAGUAACCGAAAGGUCGCUGGUUCUAAUCCCCGAGCCGACUAGGUGAAAAAUCUGUCUGUGCCCUUGAGCAAGGCACUUAACCCUAAUUGCUCCUGUAAGUCCCUCUGGAUAAAAGCUUCUACUAAAUGACUUUAAAAAGCAAAAAUAAAUGCAUGAAAUCUGCUGAAAUACUUUUUGUACAUAUUUGCACGAAUUGAGUGUGAGAUUGUGUUGACCAUUAGCAUUUAGUUCAAAUAAUUGUUUGACGAUCCCUUUGUCAUUCUGUCAUGCUGCCUUUUCAAUGUGUUCUGUGUCUCGCUUUGCAAUGUGUUCUGUCUCUCCACAAAUAGUUGUGCAAAAAUCACUGCAACGUGUGACGAGCGGAUGAAUCAUACAUCCAGGCACAAUUAAACCGCUUGGAAAUGCAUGGUUCCCUCUGUAUACCACUGUGUUAUAGAAGGAUAUUUUUUUAGUUGUAUGCUGUUCAGCAAUGCCCUUGUCUAAUGGAGUAUGCAAUGCUAUUAAUGGGUGUAAGAGCCAGCAGACUAUAUAGCAGGUAACCAUGGACACUCUCUCGCUCUUCCUCUCUCACGCUCCCUCUUUCUCGCGCUCCUUCGCUUGCGCUCCCUCGCGCUUCCUCUCUUGCUCUUUUCGUUCAUGGGAAAUGGUCCUCUGUAGCUCAAUUGGUAGAGCAUGGCGCUUGUAACGCCAAGGUAGUGGGUUCGAUCCCCGGGACCACCCAUACGUAAAAAUGUAUGCACACAUGACUGUAAGUCGCUUUGGAUAAAAGCGUCUGCUAAAUGGCAUAUUAUUAUAUUAUUUACAUUGCCAAAGCAAGUGAAAUAAACAAUCACAAAUUGACAGUUAACAUUAAGCACACAAGUUUCAAAAGAGAAAGAAGUAUGAAACGUUUUUCUUAACUAUCAACAGUGUUGUUACAAUGUUCAAAUAGUAGAAGUACAAAUGGAAAGGGAAAAUAAAUAUAGCUUUUUGCACUUUACUAAUCGCAACAGGUCACACAUUUUGCUGCGAUGAAUGCAAACUGUGGUAUUUCACCUAAUUUGUUCCCUGAUUAUUUUGGGGUCCUUGUAAUCUGAGGGAAAUAUGAGUCUCUUAUAUUGUUGUACAUUUGGCAGGACAUUACGAAGUGCAGCUCAGUUUCCACCACAUUUUGUAGGCAUUGGGCCAUGGACUGUCCGUUUUAUAGCCAAAUAUCAUUCAAGUUUACUUUGAGAAUGGUUAAUGUUUUCCCAAUAGGUAAUAUAAUUGUAUUUUUGUUUGGUUAUAAUUUGGUUGGACCAGAUUGUCUGAGUGCUGUCCUGAGGUUUUGUUGGGUUGGUAGUGGUUAAUGAACUUAGCCUCAGGACUAGCUGGAUGAGGGGACUUUUGUCUAUUUUCAUCUCUUGGCAUUUCAGGGCUUUGUAGUGGUAGGAGUGGGAGGUCUCUUGUUUUUAGGUGGUUAUAGAAUUUGAUGGGUCGUUUUGGGGUAUGAAUUAGUGAUGGAUAUUGGCCUGCCUGCGUGCGUUAUUAUUAUUAUUAUUAUUAUUAUUAUUAUUUCUCUUUUUUUCCUCCCUCCUUCUCACUCAGUGAUUGUAGAGGAAGACCUAGAGGAAGUGGAGGAAGGCAUGAUUGAUAUCCAUCUA